This is a messenger RNA of Hibiscus syriacus, 1622 nucleotides long. RefSeq lists its product as uncharacterized. The transcript has a single exon. Gene Ontology annotation, biological process: protein localization to plasma membrane; phosphatidylinositol phosphate biosynthetic process. Gene Ontology annotation, cellular component: plasma membrane. Lineage: Eukaryota; Viridiplantae; Streptophyta; Magnoliopsida; Malvales; Malvaceae. The coding region runs from base 73 to 1377 and encodes 434 amino acids. The record is from RefSeq and is a predicted model, not a curated record.
AAGCCGCGAAUAGACCCGACUUUACCGCGUUCCGGAUCACCCAAUCCCCAAAUCUAGCUCCGAAUCUCCGCCAUGGACUUCCACCGCAACCCUUCCACAAACUCCCCCUCAUCCUCCACCUCCUCCACUUCCUCCUCCAUCGUCCACCACCAACCUCCUCCCUCCACAGCCGCCACCGACAACGAUCCGAUGCACUCUUGGUGGGAAUCCGUCUCCAAACAACGUUCCCGCAUCCUAUCCCUCGCCGCUCUCCUCCCUUCUGGGGGAGGCAUCGUUUCUUCCUUGGCCGAUUCCGAUCGUCCCGCCGUUUCUCUCCUCUCGUCUCCCUCGGUUUGUUCUCUGAUUUCCUCGGCCCUUUCUUCUGCUACCUCCGGUUCCGGAUCCGACCUUCUCUGCCAAUGGCUCUACGAAACUUUCCAAUCCACCGAUCCUCAUCUCCGUCUUCUCGUCCUCUCUUUUAUACCUCUUCUCUCCGGAACCUACCUUUCCCGUAUCCACUCAUCGGAUUCUUCUUCUCUGCCGUCGCUAGCCGGAUUCGAAGCUGUUCUCCUCGCCGUUUACGCUUCCGAAGCUAAAUCCCGUGCCGGAAAACCACUUCUCGUCCAAAUUCCAGACCUCUCCCAACCAUCUCUUUACCACACUCCUCGUUACAAGUCCAUUGACGACAGAUCUGGACAAUCCGUCGGCGUUUUAUCACCUCCACUCGAGCCACAUUUAGAAGUUAAGUCGACUAAGCGAGCUAUCAUCGUUGGAACGGUGUUCGAUUGUUAUUACAAGCAAGUUUCUCAAAUGCCGGCUUGGUCUAAACUGGAUUUCUGCAAAUUUGCCGUCGCUUGGGGCGGGCAAGAUUGUCCUUGCAAGACAAAAUUCGACCGGGAUGACAAUGAUCACCGUGAAAACGUUAAUGCAAACAGUAACGGUUACGAUCAAGUUUGUAGAGAGGAUUCUGGUUUUAGCAACGGAACAAGAAGCCGCGACGGUGAUGAAGCGGACUACGAGGAUGAUGUGAUCAAGGAAGUGGUGGUGGUGGAGAUGAACAAUUUGGGGAUUAAUGGCAAUGUUGAGAAUUUGGAGGCAAAGGGUGUGAGGAUCCCGUUACCUUGGGAACUUUUAAGGCCGGUGGUGACGAUUUUAGGGCAUUGUUUGUUUGGUCCGUUGAAUUCCCAAGAGGUGAAGGACGCCGCCUCCGUCACAGUUAGGUGUUUAUAUGCGAGGGCCUCUCAUGAUUUGGCGCCACGAGCAAUCUUGGCUUUGCAGAGUCUUAUAAGGCUUGAUAAGAGUGCAAGAGCAGCUGCAAUGAGGGCAACCGAUACGACUUCCAAUGCUAACACACCUAGCAAGGCUAAGAAGCCGGAAAUCCUAUUGGUUUCCAAGUGAUUUCAUGGUUUUGCUUGUGCAGGUAAUGGAUGUGUGCAUAUUUAAGCUCGGGUAUCUUUGUGUAGGAUUAUUUACACACUAUGUGGAAAAUCAAUUUUACAACUACUAGUUUAGUAUCAUUAUCAUCCUCGAAAUUGUAUUGACCCUGCCUUCUCCUAGAUUGUGUUUAGUAAUUUUUUAUCGUUUGUGAGGUCGAAUUUGAUUCUUGUGGAUUUAUGAUUGCAUAAGAUGUGUGGAAUUUUUUU